CAGGGCUGGAGGCCGGGCGGACUGACGUGCGAGCUCCAGUCACUUUGCCGUAUGGGGGUGUAUUUUGCUUUGGGCCACUCUAGCCGCCGCCAUUAGGCGAGCGGGGAUAGAUUACAGGGCGGCGGGAUCGCCUUCGCUCGUCCUUUUGACCCCCCCUCCCGUUUGGGUGGUAGCGUCCUUCGACUGACUACGUCCUUCGAGCCACCCCAGGAAGAAACCAUGUCCUGAGCCGAGGGAGGGGGGUGGGGAGAAAGCAAGGAGGCCGCAGCUAGCCGCAGCUUGCGGUGCGGCGCAGUGCAUGGGUGGGUGAGAUGUGGAUGAGGGGGAUAGGCGCCAGCUGCUGAGGAGACGGUUCGCGGGAUCCAGGAACAGCCUUGCAAGAUUACAACCCUGGGAUUUUUGGUAGUGAUUCAACUAAAGUGAAACCAGGUAAAAAGAUUCUGCUUAAACAAACACCAUUAUAGCAUGGGCUGGUUUGGCUUGCAAGAAUUGACGGAACAGUGGAUUCUGGAUUGUACCAGCAAAUUCUACAGAAGAAUGUCAAAGUAUCCAUCAGUGGACUAAAGUUUAAAUGAAAGAAAAGCUGUUUCAUAGUGCUGUUGGUCAUUUUUGGUAGUUCCUGCUGAAGUGGAUAAAAUCUGAGACAGCAUGGAGACGAAAUAGACUUCAUUCUAGUAAAAUUUCUUGCUGAAACAAUUCACUUCAAAGAGUGCAGGAUGACUGAUCGUGGAAUAAAAUGGGCUUGUGAGUAUUGUACAUAUGAAAACUGGCCAUCUGCGAUCAAGUGUACCAUGUGUCGUGCUCAGAGACCUAGUGGAACUAUUAUCACAGAAGAUCCAUUUAAAAGUACUUCAAGUGAUGUUGGUAGAGACUGGGAUCCUGCAGGUAUUGAAGGAGGCAGCAGUCCUUUGAUAUGUCCAGAUUCUAGUGCAAGACCAAGAGUUAAGUCAUCUUACAAUGUCGAAAGUGCAAAUAAGUGGUCAUGUCACAUGUGUACUUACUUGAACUGGCCUCGUGCAAUAAGGUGUACUCAGUGCUUGUCUCAGCGUAGGACCAGGAGCCCCACAGAAUCCCCCCAAUCUUCAGGAUCUGGUACAAGACAAGCUUCUUUUUCUGUGGAUCCUUGUGAGGAAUACAAUGAUAGAAAUAAAUUGAACAUAAGGACACAACACUGGACUUGUUCUGUUUGUACAUAUGAGAAUUGGGCUAAGGCCAGAAAAUGUGUUGUCUGUGAUCACCCACAGCCCAACAACAUUGAAGCAAUAGAACUAGCAGAAACAGAACAGGCUUCUUCCAUAAUAAAUGAGCAAGAAAGAACUCGUUGGAGAGGAAGCUGCAGUAGUGGAAAUAGCCAAAGAAGGUCACCUCCUACCGCUAAACGAGAAUCUGAAGUGAAAAUGGACUUUCAGAGAAUUGAAGUGGCUGGAGCUGUUGGCAGCAAAGAAGAACUUGAAGUUGAUUUCAAAAAACUGAAACAAAUAAAAAACAGAAUGAAGAAGACUGACUGGUUAUUUCUCAAUGCUUGUGUUGGGGUUGUAGAAGGUGAUCUAGCUGCUAUUGAAGCUUAUAAAUCAUCAGGAGGAGAUAUUGCACGGCAACUUACUGCAGAUGAAGUACGCUUGUUAAAUCGGCCUUCUGCUUUUGAUGUGGGAUACACACUAGUUCACCUUGCAAUACGUUUUCAGAGACAAGAUAUGUUAGCAGUUCUGCUUACAGAGGUGUCCCAGCAUGCAGCUAAGUGCAUUCCUGCUAUGGUGUGCCCGGAGCUCACUGAACAAAUCCGGCGUGAAAUUGCUGCAUCGCUUCAUCAACGGAAGGGAGAUUUUGCUUGCUAUUUCCUAACUGACCUUGUUACAUUUACGUUACCUGCUGAUAUUGAAGAUUUACCGCCAACAGUUCAAGAGAAGCUUUUCGAUGAAGUACUUGAUAGGGAUGUCCAAAAAGAAUUAGAAGAAGAAUCUCCCAUUAUAAACUGGUCACUGGAACUGGGUACACGUUUGGACAGUAGACUUUAUGCACUUUGGAAUCGGACUGCAGGAGAUUGCCUGCUUGAUUCAGUUCUACAAGCUACCUGGGGCAUUUAUGAUAAGGAUUCGGUGCUACGUAAAGCUCUUCAUGACAGUUUACAUGAUUGUUCUCAUUGGUUCUAUACCCGAUGGAAAGAAUGGGAGUCAUGGUAUUCUCAAAGCUUUGGUUUACAUUUCUCUCUGCGAGAAGAACAAUGGCAGGAAGACUGGGCAUUUAUACUUUCUCUUGCUAGUCAGCCUGGCGCAAGUUUGGAACAGACACACAUUUUUGUACUUGCACAUAUUCUUAGAAGACCAAUUAUAGUUUAUGGAGUUAAAUAUUAUAAGAGUUUCCGGGGAGAAACUUUAGGAUAUACUCGUUUUCAAGGUGUAUAUUUGCCUUUGUUAUGGGAACAGAGCUUUUGUUGGAAGAGCCCGAUUGCUCUGGGCUACACAAGGGGCCAUUUCUCUGCUUUGGUUGCCAUGGAGAACGAUGGCUAUGGCAAUCGAGGUGCUGGUGCUAACUUGAACACUGAUGAUGAUGUUACUAUUACUUUUUUACCGUUGGUUGACAGUGAAAGGAAGCUGCUGCACAUUCACUUCCUUUCUGCUCAAGAGAUUGGUAAUGAGGAACAGCAAGAGAAGCUGCUUAGGGAAUGGCUGGACUGUUGCGUGACAGAAGGUGGAGUCCUGGUUGCUAUGCAGAAAAGCUCUCGCCGGCGUAACCAUCCCCUGGUAACGCAGAUGGUAGAGAAAUGGCUGGACCGCUAUAGACAAAUCCGCCCCUGUACAUCCCUUUCAGAUGGAGAGGAAGAUGAAGACGAUGAUGAUGAAUGAAUGAAAAAAAAAAGAUACCAGCUGCAUAUAAUGUAUGGUGACAACCCCAGCUCUUGGAGCAGUCUAGGAAAUGGUUGCAUGGUGCCCCAAAUGUAGCAGGGAACAUCCUGUGUAGGAUUUUGAGUGGGCAUGGGAAGAAUUCAGAGACUCAUCUGAUGCAAGAAGAAGUAUGUUGAUUGGACUCAUUUGUAAACAAGAAAAAGAAAGCAAAGCCCUAAUUUUAUUACUAAGACAGAAAGCAUUUUUCUGGUUGUACAUCUGCCCUUAAUUAUACCACAUAUGGUUGUGUAAGAAGGUUGAGUAAUAGGAAAAAAGUGUAACCAGCAUCUUACAAUUAUUGAAGGAAAUUCUUUUAAAUAAGGGCACUUAAAAGCACAUUGUUGAUUAAUAUCUGUUCCUUUUGAGACUUACAGUAAAAUUUGAUUAUUUUGCAUCUCUUUUUAAGCAUUCUGACAUAUUUCCUUGAAAUAACAUUUUAUAUGAAAUCUUGCUAAUGCCCAGAUCAGAUCAUCAGAUCAUGUGGCUUUUUUUUUCCUUUCUUUUUUUUUUUGUUGAUGCCAUAUAACCAGAGUAACUCAUACGUGUUAAAAAUGUAUUGUUCUGUUAAAUUUAAUAUUGUGCCCAUUACAGUAUAAUAAAAUGAAAUUUUAAAGGGAAAACAUAUGGAAGGGAUGAUAAAUCUUGACUUAACUGAACUGUUUUCUGUAAAGACUUCUCUAGUAUCCAUUAAUACUUUGUAUCACAACUUUGGAAUAGUUUUUCCCCCCUUUCAGGCUACUUAAAAUAGUUUUUAAAAAAAAUGCUGUUCCAGGGAACUUUGUGCUAAACAAUUGUGUGGAGUUUGUAAAACUGAACUGCAUUUUGUCCAAACCCGGUCUUGCUGUGAGUUGUACUAUAGAAAUUAAUAUUUUAUCAAGCCUUUCCCCAUGCAAGUUAAAAUUGCUUCCACUGAGGAUCAUUCCUUGGUCAUUAAAAUUGAGUGAGAAAGCACUUUGACUGUUUUCCUUAAAAGCCUUCAUUCUAAAGUUUGUUGGGAAGUCCUGUGUACUAUUUUUCCUUCAAAUGUAACCUUCAGAAUUCUGUGCAUGUUGACUGAUUGUGGCCACAUCUGGACUUGUAAGCUUCCUGAACUUCAGUUCAGAAUAUAUUCUCCGGUAAAAAAAAAUCUUUUUAUUAUACUUGAUUACCUUAGCUAUGCUGUAUUGAAUGGAUCUAGCCCUACCCAAAAACUCACUGUAAGAACACUAAAGGUUGAAUAGUUUUGUAUGCAAAAUGUAGAUCCUGAUAAGCACUUUUUAAAGACCAAUGAUGGUGGAAAUGAUGACAUGGAACCUGUUAUAAGAUGGAAUCCCUGGUUUAAGAAUCUGAACAGAAACUGUACCUUUUUUAAAUGGAUGUAAAAACAUAGGAGCCAUUCUGAAUUGCUUUUUAAAAUGGUACAUUUCAAGCAAUUGAAAGUUAAACAAAAAUU
Messenger RNA from Ahaetulla prasina, 4314 nucleotides. It is a transcript of the gene ZRANB1, whose product is annotated as zinc finger RANBP2-type containing 1. The coding region runs from base 717 to 2843 and encodes 708 amino acids. Gene Ontology annotation, molecular function: cysteine-type deubiquitinase activity; K63-linked polyubiquitin modification-dependent protein binding. NCBI's taxonomy places the organism in Eukaryota, Metazoa, Chordata, Lepidosauria, Squamata, Colubridae. The transcript is spliced from 13 exons. The record is from RefSeq and is a predicted model, not a curated record. Gene Ontology annotation, biological process: cytoskeleton organization; protein K29-linked deubiquitination; protein K33-linked deubiquitination. Gene Ontology annotation, cellular component: cytoplasm; nucleus.